Cordyceps militaris CM01 is the source of this 1689-nucleotide messenger RNA. RefSeq names its product pentatricopeptide repeat protein. Gene Ontology annotation, molecular function: protein binding. The transcript has a single exon. The coding region runs from base 1 to 1689 and encodes 562 amino acids. Lineage: Eukaryota; Fungi; Ascomycota; Sordariomycetes; Hypocreales; Cordycipitaceae. The record is from RefSeq and is a predicted model, not a curated record.
AUGCAGCGCAGUUCGAUCAUCUACGAUGGCCUUUGGCGCUGCCUCUGCCCCUCGUUUGACAGGACAAUUGUGCGGCAUGCUAGGCGAUUACCGACCAGUGCGCGCUCGCGUGCGCUGCGCUGCGAGCUGCCACGAGGAGCUUCGAGUUCAACGACGAUACAGCGCCGACCGUACAGCGCAGAAGCGUCGACGACAAUUGACGCGUAUAUUCAGGGCAUGUUGAGGACGGGGCCGGGGCCGCCGGGACCGGGAUCGACGACGCCGGCGCCGAGGCAGAUCAAAGUCCUUACAAGCAAGGCGCCGCCCAGCGAUGCGAUCCUGUUCGCAGCAUCCAUCGACGAGCUGACGGAUCACCUACAUACGCUGCGCGGUCGCGAACAACCCUGGAUAUCUACAACAUCCACUGUGGACAGGCACAAGCGCAUCGUACAUCUUGUCAGGCAUCUGGUCGUGCAGCGCCGACAGCGCCUGACGGCGUUUCUGUACGAGUGCAUCGUGGACACGAUGGGGGAUCCGGAAAACAGCGGCACCGCGCUCGUGGCCCUCAUCAAGGACAUGGCGCAGCAGGGCAUCGAGCCAACGCAGGCCUUCUACACCGGGGCUCUCGAGUCCCUCAUGGUGCACCCCAACUACGCCGCCAUGCUCGAGAUUAUGCAUCACGCGCGCGCCUGCGACUGGCCAGACAACAAGCCGACGCUGACCGUGGCCUUGCUCCGAGACGAGCAGUACGAGCUGGCCUACGACACGCUCAUGGGACUGCACGCGAGCAGCGCACGGGUCGAGCCGUGGAUCUACGACAUCUUUGUGUUUGUGUUUGGCAAGAUGGGCUUCGUGGACGAGAUGAUGGACAUACUGGUGGCCCGGCUGUCGCUGGCGUCGACCGACGGCCUGGACGCGCUGCAGCUCUAUGCCCUCGACGUGUGCAGCGCCGCUUUCCACUAUCCCGGCACGCUCGCGGGGUGGAACACAAUGGUGCGCAGCGGCAAGGUAACCCCUCCCGACGGCGUCGUGGAAAACGUGCUCAACACGGCCUCGCGGCAGGCCGAUACGGCGCUGGCCAGCGAGGCGCUGGACAUGCUCGCGCAGCGGACCAAGCUGCACGACUACCACUACGACAGCCUCGUCGACGCCUUCAUCCAAGACGGCGACCUUGGCGCCGCGACGCGCCUGCAUUGCAUCAUGCACACCAGCGGCGUCCCCGUCACCAAGGCCGCGGCCCGCCGCCUUGUCGCCGCGGCCGGCACCGCGCGCCGUGCGCCCGAGCUCAACGAGUGGCUGCGCACCGCCACCACCGCCGACGCCGAGGAGAAGCUGCUGGCGCCGCCGCGGCUCGUCAACGCCGCCAUCACGGCGCACCUGCUGGCGUCCGACGUGCCGCUCGCGCUGGACCUACACGCGCGCUACGAGCAGCUGUGCGGCGAGCGGUGGCCGCCGCUCGAGGUGAUGCUGCGGCUGCUCCCGCACUACGGCGGCGACGACGGGCGCGCGGAGGCGGCGGCAGGGCUGCGCGACCGCCUGUUGGACGAGCUUCGUGCGCAAGAGGGCGAGGAGCCGCGGCGGAUGAUUGCGCAGAAGCUCAGGGCCGCGGCCGAGGAGCUGGUCAAGGACGGCAGGACGGACGAGGGCCGGCUCUUUGCGGAGAAGCUGGAUGAGGUGCUGCUACAACCGCAAAUAGAACAGCCAUCCUAG